Molecule: messenger RNA, 1510 nt
Organism: Linum trigynum
Lineage: Eukaryota; Viridiplantae; Streptophyta; Magnoliopsida; Malpighiales; Linaceae
Source: the annotation of a GenBank genome assembly
GGCUGAGUGGGAGUGAUUUUCUGGCCUUCUGGGCUUAUUUUGGAGCGGACAGUUGUCCAUUUUUCAGCCUUAUACUUGCUGCAAUUAUUCCUCCAAGUUGAAGACGAGCUCCAAGAACACCGGGGAAUAGCGUGGGAAAAGGACGACGGUUUUUCUCUCAAGCGGCUGCCGGGGGAAAUGGCGGCGACGAGGCUGCGAGGUUCGAGCCCGGCUGCUAAUUCGGGUAAUAGCAUGUCUUCUAGAGUUUUGCUCUACUCUCUGUUGCUGGCUCUUCAAUAUGGCGCUCAACCUCUCAUCUCCAAGCGCUUCGUCAGACGAGAAGUUAUUGUGACUACAUUGGUCUUGACAUGUGAGAUCGUUAAGGUUGCAUGUGCUGCAAUUCUCAUGGUGAAAGACGGUUCUAUGAAGAAAUUAACCAAGGAAUGGAGUCUGGUUCGAUCACUGACGGCAUCAGGACUUCCUGCAGCAAUUUAUGCACUGCAAAACAGCUUACUCCAGAUAUCUUACAAGAAUCUGGAUUCGCUCACAUUUUCAAUACUGAACCAGACCAAGAUAUUCUUUACUGCCUUGUUCACCUAUAUAAUCUUGAGGCAGAAGCAGUCAAUCCAACAAAUUGGGGCAUUGUUCCUGUUGAUUAUGGCUGCUGUUCUUCUCAGUGUCGGUGAAGGCUCUAGCAAAGGAACUACUAGCAGUAACCCUGAUCAGAUUUUGUUCUAUGGGAUUGUGCCUGUACUGGUUGCGUCAGUUCUUUCUGGUUUAGCUUCAUCCUUGUGUCAAUGGGCUUCUCAGGUCAAGAAACACUCGUCAUACCUCAUGACAAUUGAGAUGUCUAUUGUUGGGAGCCUGUGCUUAUUGGUCAGCAUGACAAAGUCUCCGGAUGGUGAAGCAAUCAGAAAGUACGGGUUUUUUCAUGGCUGGACUCCAUUAACCUUGAUCCCUGUUCUAGCCAAUGCCCUAGGUGGAAUUCUCGUCGGUCUUGUCACAAGCCAAGCGGGAGGCGUUAGAAAGGGUUUUGUCAUUGUUUCUGCACUUCUAGUGACGGCCUUGCUUCAGUUGGUCUUUGAGGGCAAAUCUCCUUCGGCGUACUGUGUGGUUGCACUGCCACUAGUGUUGACCAGCAUUUCGGUAUACCAGAAGUAUCCAUAUCAAGUUAAGAAGAAACCAUUGUAGAGCUCCAUGCUUAGGGUUCAUGUCGUGUGCUACUGAACACUAGAUCCUAUAUAGUUUUCUUUCCCUUUCCUCCCUUGUAUUUUGAAAGGGCUUACUUGUAGCUUUGAUUUGAGUUUCUUACCGAUCUCCAACUAGAACACACUGCAGAAUUACGUUUUACUGGCCUCUCUGCAGUUGUUAAGGUAGAAGUAUUACACAUUGUCCUCUCUCCUGUUGGGAGGUCGAGGAAGUGAUCGAUUGUGAGUUGAACAAGUACUCUAUUCUGAAGAUCCAGAAUGUAUUCUUUAGGGUCCCGAUUGUCAAACAAUUGUGAUUGAUAUAAUAACAUUUAGAGGUUUAA